UCUGCUGAGGCAGAGAGACGCACCGGAAAAUGCAACCGAGGGCGAGAGAGAGAGAGAGAAAGGGGGGAGGGACUGUUGUUGCGUGCAGCACUGCUGUCAUUUGGCUGCUGCACGGCUCAGUGGCAAGACGGUCCGCUGAAGGGAGGAGAGAAAACGAGGGAGUGAGAGAAAGAGGAGAGAGAAAAGGAGAACCAGGGCGGCAGCUGCUGCAGCCUGACAGAAAGGAACGGGAAAAAUAAAGGGCACACGGAAUUAGCAUUCGAGAAAGAGCUGCACGUUCGUCCUCUCCUCCAUGCUCUCGCUCUUCUCUCAUCCGGCCCUAAAUGCUCUCCGGUAGAGGAAGACGCUUGGGGGUCGAAUAAAAGGCAGGCAGAGCAAGGGAAGGUGCAGGCAUGGCUGCCAAGAGGGGCAAAUCCGGCGUGCCACAAAGCGUGGCACGGAGCGAGCUGAAGGUGUACCGCGUGGGCAGCACGGAGGGACGCAUCCCGGUGCCGUCCAACCUUCGCAAACAGAGGUCCCUGACCAACCUGGCCGUGCUGACGGAUGCUGAGAAGAAGAUGCAACUCUACGAGCCCAAGUGGUGCGACGACAUGAGCAAAGCUGCUUCGGGACACCUGAAGAUGGGCAAACCCAAACCGGCGGGCGGCGGAGGGGCGGGUGGUUCCCAACUCUCUCGCAACCUGUCCAAAUCGGACCACUCCCUCUUCCAGGGCAAACCCAAGACGUUCACCCCGCUCGCGGCACCUGGCGCCUUGGGGAAAGGCCAAAGUCGGAUCCCUCGAGGCCCUUACGCGGAAGUAAAACCCUUGAGCAAAACAUCCGAUGAUUGCAAAUCCGACGACGAUAUCCUGUCCAGCAAAGCCAAAGCGAGUGGGAAGAAACCGGCGGCUGGGAGCUCCGGAGACCCGGAGGCAAAAGGUCAAGGUGAGGAAGGUGGUGAUAAACCUUUCCUCAAGGUGGACCCAGAACUGGUGGUCACCGUUCUCGGUGACCUGGAGCAGUUGCUCUUCAGUCAGAUGCUCGAUCCCGAGUCUCAAAGGAAACGGACGGUUCAGAAUGUUCUGGAUCUCAGACAGAAUCUGGAGGAAACCAUGUCCAGUCUUCGAGGGACUCAGCUCAGCCAGAGUUGUUUGGACAGCAGCGUCUGCUACGACAGCGACGAAACAAACGCCCGCAGCAUCUCCAGCCUCUCCAACCGCUCCUCUCCUCUCUCCUGGCGCCACGGACAGUCCAGUCCUCGUCUGCAAGCCGGCGACGCGCCUUCCUCAACGGGCAGCAGCUAUAUGUCCGGCACCAAGGCCUCGUCUCAAUACACCUCUCACACCAUGCCUGCCCGCUGCUCCAGCCGUCUCAGCCACACGUCACGCAGCGAGUUCAUCGAAGGCCUGGACGCCGGAGAUAGCGACCUCAAGUCUGGUUACCUGAGUGAUUCUGAUGUACUUUGCAAGAGCCUUAAUGACGACGACGAUGACGACAAUCUGGCCAAUGGUUGGGACGAGAGCAGCUCCAUCAGCAGCGGUUUAAGUGAUGGUUCUGAUAACCUGAGCUCAGAGGAACUCAACGCCAGCUCGUCUCUCAACUCCCUCCCCACCACACCUGUCGGCUCGCGACGCAACUCCUCUGUCAUGUUGCGGACGGAUGCAGAGAAGCGUUCUCUGGUGGAGAGUGGACUGGCGUGGUACAGCGAGGACAGUAAGUCCUUACGGAAGGCUGAUGGGGUUUAUGACACAGGCAGCCUAAAAGCAGAGCCUUCCAGCAAGUGGAGGAAAACUCGGCUGCCGGAUGGUUCUGCGCACGACAAGGUGGGGAAAGGAGAGCUGAAGAAACCUCAGAGUCUCGGACAACAAGGGAGCUUCAAAAAGGGCCGCAAUCCUCCUGUGGGCGUCACCUCACCCAUCACACACACUUCACAAAGUGUGCUAAAAGUUGCAGUUUCUAAAGGAGACACCAAGGCAGUUGACAAGGUGAAAAUGACCGUCAAAGCAACAGGUCUCCAGCGUUCCCGCUCCGACGCCGGCCGGGACAACGAGCACCGCAAGCCUCCCUCAGGUCUGGUGAAACCCUCCGCUGGCAGCUCUUUCGGUUACAAGAAACCGCCGACCACCGGAAACGCCACUAUCCUGACAGCAGGAGGCGCCACUAUCACCAGCGGCUCUGCCACUGUGGGCAAAACCCCCAAGUCCUCUGGCAUCCCCAUCAAACCCAUCCCAGGCGGAGGUGCACGCAAAAACAGCCUGGACGCCAGCGGCUCCGAACAGGGUUUCCUCGCGCCCAACGCUCGCGGCAGCAUUCAGUAUCGCAGUCUGCCACGACCUGCCAAAUCCAGCGCUAUGAGCUUGACAGGACGCCCCCCUUCCUCUCGGCCUGUUAGUGGCAGCAUCGACGCCAGUCUCCUCACCCUUAAACCCGUACCGCCUCUGCCCAACACCAUGCCCACCAGAGGAAAAGAAGGAGGAAGCUUGAAAGCUACUAGUCGCCCGAGCACAACGGGACCUGUAAACCAAACAGACCGUGAGAAGGAGAAGGAAAGGGCCAAGGCCAAAGCCGACCUGGAGAUCAGCUGUCUGAAGGCCGAGAACCAGAGCGACAGCUGUGGAGAGACUGUGGAGAAGAUCCAUCGAGUGCGGAGGACGAGUACGAGUAAAUACCCUGAACUGAGCUCUCCGACCAGCACGCCAAGGUUGCUGAGCAGCAAGUCUCUAGUUCACCCUCCCAGCUUGGCUCACCUAGACAAGGUGAACUCCAACAGUCUGGACUCCUGUAUCACCAUCCAAGACCUUCCUCCGAAGAUCCCUCCAUACUCCAAACUCCAGGACCUGGCGGGCUCCCGCGUGCCCCCUCGACUCACCCCGAGCCCAGCGCCGGUGCUCCACAUUGACUCUCCCAGCUGUUUCACAGGCCAGGCGCUGUCGGUCAGCAGCUCGCCCAUCCUCUACCCCAAGAUGUCUGGCCUGCACCGCAGCAUGGAGUCGUUGCCGCUUCAUAUGAGCGUCCCCACCAAACCUGAUCUGGGAGACCGGGAAGAAACCAGGAGUACUGGGACGUGGGGCGCAGGCAGUCGGACGUCCAUCACUUUGGGCGACAGUUUACAAACUGAUAGGAACACCUUUCCCAAGAAAGGAUUAAGUCGCUACGGCAGCGGCCAAUCAGAUGGCGAAGUGAGGGAACGCCGUCACUCCCACACGAUCACGAGCAUGACGGAUUCGGAGAGCCCGCCGCAGCUGCCCUCACCGACACACAUGACUCAGCCCUUCCUGGGAAAAACACCGCCGACCAAUGUGGUGGCACCAAUCCCGAGUUCAGGCUCCGGUUCCCAGAUAACACGUUCCAACAGCAUCCCGGCGAAUGAUAUGGGGUACGAGCUGUACGGCACGUCUCCUCUGGGCAGCUCUCUGUCUCUGGCCGACCGACCGAAGAGCAUGAUGAGAUCCGGAUCCUUCAGAGAGCCUAGCGAAGAUGUUCAUGGAUCUGUACUGUCCCUGGCCUCAAAUGCCUCAUCCAACUAUUCGUCGACUGAAGAGAGAAUGCAAGGAGAGCAAAUCCGGAUCCUGAGGCGUGAGCUGGAGUCGUCUCAGGAUAAAGUGGCCAGUCUGACCAACCAACUCUCUGCAAAUGCUAACCUGGUGGCGGCGUUUGAGCAGAGUCUGGCCCUCAUGACGGCACGACUGCAGAGUCUGUCAGUCACUUCUGAGCAGAAGGAUUCUGAACUACAGGACCUGAGGGAAACCAUAGAAGUCCUAAAGUCCAAGAACACAGAAGCCCAGUCCUUGAUUCAAGGGGCCCUCGAUGUCCCCGAAACCACACCCAAAGAGCUGCAGAUCGACCGGCAGAACUCGUCAGAGAGCAUCUCCAGUCUGAACAGCAUCACCAGUCACUCCAGCGCAGGCAGCCUCAAGGAACAGGAGGCCAAGAAGAAGAAAAAAAAGAGCUGGUUGAGGAGCUCCUUCAACAAGGCCUUCAGUAAAAAGGGAUCCAAAGCGCCAUAUGCUGAUAUAGAGGAGAUCGCAACCCCGGUCACGUCCGCCCCAUCUUCACCCAAAAUCCAACAUAAUGUGGAUAAUGUCUCCGCAAAGGCCUCGACCUCAACAUCAGAAUCGUGCGAUGGCCGUGAGGAAACUGAGCAAGAAGAGAAAGUGGUGUCAGAGUUACGCUCGGAACUAUGGGAGAAGGAGCGCAAGCUGACGGACAUCCGUUUGGAGGCGCUAAGCUCCGCCCAUCAGCUGGAGCAGCUGCAGGAGGCCAUGACCAACAUGCAGAUUACGGUGGAAAACCUGAAGGCGGAGAAUGACCAGCUGAAGACGGGUGGCCCCUCCUCCAGACCCCCAAGCUCCACCUCCCAGUCCUCUGGGCUCGGUUCAUUGGGCGUCUCAUCACCACGGCAAUCGGUGUCGUCUUUUGGCAAAACCGGCACGGGGCAAAAUGAUCCUUACCCAGAUGUCUUUCAAAGCCCCACCACGACUUUGCAGAAGGAUGAAAGUCUCGUCAGAGUGUUGGUCCGCAUACCCAAUCAGCAUCUAUUUAAAGACGAGGUGAAACAGAUUGAGUUUUUCAUUGGCGCGGUUAAAAUCAGCGGACGGACAGACUGGUUUUCUCUGGACUCUGCAGUUAUCCAGGCUUUUAAAGAGUAUUUAGCAGUGGUGGACCCCGGAUCCAGUCUCGGUCUCUCUCAGGACUCCAUCUACAGCUACAGCCUAAGCCAUCUAAAGAGGGUUCUGGGAGCGCAGCCGCCCGAGACGCCUCCUGUGCGCCUCUACACCAAAGGCUCGUCCUGCAUCAGCGUGGCUCUGAAAGGACUGAAGGAGAAGUGUGUGGACGUUCUGGUGUUUGAGACGCUCAUCCCCAAGCCCAUGAUGCAGCAUUACAUCAGUCUGCUGCUCAAGCACCGGCGGUUGAUCUUAUCGGGCCCCAGCGGCACAGGAAAGAGCUACCUCACCAACCGCCUUGCCGAGUACCUGGUGGAGCGCAGCGCUCGAGAGGUUACGCCCGCCAUCACCACCACCUUCAACAUGCACCGCCAGUCCUGCAAGGAUCUUCAGCUCUAUCUGUCCAAUCUGGCCAAUCAGAUCGAUCGGGAGAGCAACACAGCUGAAAUCCCAUUGGUUGUCAUCUUGGAUGAUGUGCAUGAUGCAACAUCCCUCAGUGAACUUGUUAAUGGUGCUUUAACCUGUAAAUAUCAUAAAUGUCCAUACAUAAUAGGGACAACCAAUCAGCCAGUGAAGAUGACCCCUAACCAUGGCCUACACCUCAGCUUCAGAAUGGUGACGUUUUCCAAUAACGUCGAGCCAGCAAACGGGUUCCUGGUACGUUACUUGCACAGAAAGCUUAUGGAGGCCGAGGAUCCCAGGAGUGUGAAGAAUGAAGAUCUGCUGAGGGUGUUGGACUGGGUUCCCAGACUCUGGUACCACCUCCACACCUUCUUGGAGAAACACAGCACCUCUGAUUUCCUCAUUGGUCCCUGCUUUUUCCUGUCCUGUCCAGUUACAGUAGAGGAAUUCCGCACGUGGUUUAUAGAUCUUUGGAAUCACUCAAUCAUCCCAUACCUGCAGGAAGGAGCCAAAGAUGGCAUUAAGGUUCACGGGCAGAAGUCGGUGUGGGAGGAUCCGGUGGAGUGGGUCAGAGGAUCUUUGCCUUGGCCGUCUGCUCAGCAAGACCAGGCCAAACUCUUUCAUCUGCCUCCCCCGAGCACAGGCCCCGGCAGCCCCAGUCAACCAGGAGACGAUCGGCCACAUAAGGAGACGCCGCCCAGCUCCGUCGAGUCAGAUCCACUGAUGGCUAUGCUGUUAAAACUACAAGAGGCUGCCAAUUACAUUGAGUCACCGGAGAAAGAAACAGAUCCAAAACUCCCUCCUCUCUGAACAUCCGACUGACGUCCCCGUCAUCUCCUCCAUCUCUCCUGCCGUCCAUGUCGAGGUCCAAACCCAAACAGCUGCCCCACACCUGCAGAUGACACUGUACUGUUACUAUAAAUGCUGUUAGUGCAUUCACCCACUCGCAUUUAUCAUAUUAUCCAUCCCACCUUUUUUAAUUUCAAUCAGAUGUCCCUUACAGAAAAGUAUUGUGGUGGUACCGUGGUUCAGUGAUGGUAAUACUGUGGUACUUUCUCAUAUGGGUGGGUAGUUGACUUGUUCUGCAGUAUGACAUGCUAUACAACCAUUUUAAACAGCAUUUUGCUCUGUCAAGGUUAUGCAUGCAGCAUGCAUAAUAAUGAGCUCUUAUGAAUCGUAAGACUACAUGGAGUAUUUGUACUUAUAAAAACAGAUUUGUUGCACCUCAGGACUUUUAAAAUAAACUAGUGAUGGCAAAAAUAGUGGUUAAAAUGAUUAAAACUCAUUACAGCACCUAAAUCUGCACUUUUCCUUAUGCAUUUAUUUAAACUUUUGAAAAAUAGUUUAAAUAUUGGUGGUGAUCCAUAAAACUAUCCAUAUACCAUGGUGCUGAGUAAAGAACAUGGUAUUAUCAUGUUUACCAUUGUACUUUUAUGUAAGGGCUUACAAAAACACGAUUUCGUCAUGAAACGUAACGCUUUCUCCUAAAAAAAAAUGACAGAAAUGAUCAUUUUAUAGCACUUCUAUCUACGUAUUUCUGUUUGCGGACACUUUAGUACAGAUGUAAAUUCUCUUUGCGGGAACCUUUACUGUUCCACUGCUGCCCGUAUUAACAAGUCAACAAUACUGGUGCUAAAAUCACUAGUGUGCAUGUGGGACUUCAUCUCGUGGUCAUGAAUAAGAGCCAACAUGGGAGAUAUUGGGAAAUAUUCUGUCUCGCUUAAUGAUGUAACACUUCACAGGCCACUUUUAGCCUAUGCUGCUUUUUGUACGUUUCAUUUUUUUUCACGUUUGAAUACGGCCACAGCAUAAGCCCCAGAAACACUUAUGCAGACUGCGUUACACUUUUUCUUCCUCUUUCUAACACAGUGAAUGCCUUAUAACAGAUUCUAAGUGUGCUGUCAUGUUCCCUCCUCACUCUAGUCUGUAGGGGGCAGAGUUGAGCAAAGAUCAGAAAUGAAUAGGCACCUUUCAGUUGAUGAGUGUGAAUCUGAAUUAAAUUGGCAACAGGAUGCUGGAUUUGAGUUUGAUUUGAAACAAGUGGAAUUUACUGAAUUGUAGAAUACUGAAAUCUGUUAGAUUUCAUUUGAUGUUGUCAAAAAACGUAUUAAUUAAUUCUGUUUUAAUUCUAAACCCUUAAAUUCUGCAUCCUGUUUUAACCCUGAUAAGGGAAGCGUUCUCAAAACUAAAGCUUGCGUUCCCUCAAAAGUUGCCACAGUCUGCAAAAGCACCUCGCUAACACGCUGCAAAGAUAAUUUGCAUUCGGAGAGACGUCCCGACCACAAACGGACGUUUUUGUGCACUUUGAUUUACUGUAAUGGUACUGUAGUGACGUUCUACUUGGCUUUGACACUGAUCUCAGCUCAGGGGUUUGGUUAUCUCAGGCCUCUAAUUAGAUUCAAUACAGCCACUUUCUCAGUUACUGCUCUCUUUGUAGCAAAUGGUGCAAUGUAGAAAACCAAAUACUCAGUGCUUUAUUCAGUACGAGCCUUUUAUUUGACGAGACGAUCACCCCGAUAAAGUGCACACGGAUGUGAAGAUGAAGAUUAUCUUUGAUUAUUUGGUGCUAUCCAGUAUCACUAUUGGAAAACAUGACUUGGUUUAGCAAAAAUCUCACUUGACAUCCUAUAGCCUUAGUCUUGUGGCAUUUAAGGGCAUCUUUAGGUACAACCAAGUGAUCAUUUUAUUUACACAAUCCUUUUAGUGGUAGUUUUAGAGCUGUAAGCAUUAAGUUUCUAUAGACGUAGUUUAAUCAUCACACUAAAAAUCCACCACGAAAUUGUCGUCAAAGUAAAUCAACCCUCUUUUUUAAUGAUAACCUAAAAACAUAUCAAACACAGCGUUUCUCUCAAGCUUACGAUUAAUAUCAAAGUCGGCAGUACUGUAGAGCAUAACAUCCUCAACGCUCACAUAGAAGAGGAUUCGCUCACAGAAAGCAGUGGUGGACCAGUAAUUUCCCAUCUCUGUACCUGAAACUAAUAUCCAAACAUGCAUGUUGGUAAGAUCUGGGCUAUUAAGGUAAAAUAUAACUCAAAUCAUUCCAUUCCUUUCUAUUCAUCUAUACUGCAUUAUCAUUACUCUACAGUGUAAAUAUGAUUUUCGUAGUUCCUUCUUCAAGAAAUGAGGGUUGUGGAGUUUAUUAGCCAAAUAGAGAGAUUGUAAUGUUCAAGAUGGCAAAAUGAUUUUGUUUUUUUAGCCUCCUUCAGUUGCGCUGCUACUGCUGCUUUAAGUCUAAUACGUGACAUUUAUAUUUGAUUACAUUCCAGACAUAAGACAGUGUGUCAAUGGCUUUUGUUGCUCAUCUGCUGAAGAUCACAGUUCAUUUGUUGCUGCUGCAACAAAAUAUUACAUUUCAUAACCGCGGCAUGUUGGUGAAUUACCACCGAUAUUGAAUCUGGAUCUAAUCAUUGAGGGAAUACAUCUCAUUGGAGCAGGUAGAGUGUUUUCAUCAGCAGCAAGACGUUUAUUAGUGUGACUAAAGCCGCUGUGCACUGUCUGCAUCAUGUUCCUGGUUAUUGUGCCUGUAACCGUGUGAUAGCUGUGCUGUGUUGUGCAAAGUCCCAUUUAAUGCGACAAUUCAGCAACUUUUUAGUCUACUUUGUCUGUUCUGGAAUUGUAAUGACAGCACAUGGAUGGUGACUGCAUAGUAAAACUGGAUUUUUACAAUGAUUUCACUGUCGUUAAUGAGCUUUGGUUUGUCUGCAUCUGUUGCCGUUUUCACUUUUUAAUGCACCUUUUUUUAUGUACUAUAUUGUUGCAAUAAUUUGUCAUGUGUGUUAGAGUCAGGUACUCCAUGGGAUAAAGACUUUGAGUGAUUGUAUGCCUUGAUGGUGCUGUCUUGAGGUCUUGGGCAACUCGUGAACGAACCUAUGGAUCUUUAAUAUCAGGUGGUUUGGUUUUAUGUAAAGUAUUUCAAAGAGGACCAAUGGAAAAUACACGUGUAAAGCUAUUACAGAUACAAAGUGGUGAGAAGUUGCUGAAUCGUCCCUUCACUUCAUGCAAUGCUUGAUAUUGAUUCAGAAGUCCAACACUAUUGCAUAAAAGGUAAUAUGACGGUAGAAGAUGUAAGUAAAAACGUGCAAUGGGUUUCUAAAUGUCGUAAACGCAUGUGAAGCAGAAUUACGGAUGUGUUCUACCUAAUUUGGGGUCGUAUAAAAGGAAUGACAUUGCUUUCUUUUUAUUGUAAUGUUCCCCCAAAUGAUUGUUUGUACGACUUCAGUUCCAUUUUGUACAGAACGUUAUAAAUGUAAACAUUGUACAUAGCGUGGCCCUGCAUUUGCAACAACAAUCAUUUAAGAAAAAACAUAAUGUCAUUAAGAAAUGUGGUUUGUAAGGAAGACUUGUGGUUUUGUUACCGAUGGAGUGGCCCAGUACACGAGAACUGGCAUGCUUCGGAUGUUCGUGAUGACCACCAAGACGUUGUCCAUCUGUCAUAAUAAAACCACAACGUUCGUUAA
This is a messenger RNA of Labeo rohita (rohu), 9502 nucleotides long. It is a transcript of the gene nav1b, whose product is annotated as neuron navigator 1b. The transcript has 29 exons. The record is from RefSeq and is a predicted model, not a curated record. Gene Ontology annotation, biological process: microtubule bundle formation; neuron migration; nervous system development. Bases 393 to 5855 code for a protein of 1820 amino acids. Gene Ontology annotation, cellular component: axon initial segment; microtubule cytoskeleton. Lineage: Eukaryota; Metazoa; Chordata; Actinopteri; Cypriniformes; Cyprinidae. Gene Ontology annotation, molecular function: ATP hydrolysis activity.